GCGUCUGCUGCCACCAUGAAGAAGAAGGCAGUGGGCGGCAGUGGUUACAGCCGCGUCAGCGCACCCAAGACUGUCGCGUCCAAGUGCACAAGGAGCAGCAGCCACAACUGUCUGGACCCCGGCACAUCCGGCGCCCCGAGCGCUAAGCAGUCCGGUGCGGCCAGCAACGUCGUGAUGGAUGAGACGGACGACGGAGAAGAGGAGUCUAAGUUUCAGCAUCCGCGGUUGCGCCGAGCCGGGGGGAGCGGCAGUGGCGGAAGUGGAGGAGGAGGAGGCAGUAUCAGGAUGAAGAACUUUACGCCAGGAGGGGGAGCCUCGUCCUCGGCUUCCAGGAGAAACUCCAACAAGGAGCCCUGCCUUACGCACACAGAGGACGCUCCUGCCGCCCGACGACCCUCUGCUGCCUCCAGAGCUACCGAGACCCAGACACCCUGUCCGGGCGAUGCUGCCCGACGCGGCGAGACCAGCAGAGCAUCUGGGGCGAAGGCGUCGGAAUCAGCGGUCGCUGUCGAGGUUUUAACCGCGACAGCGGGUGAUGUUUGCAACAGCGUCGCUCCAAUUUCCAGCAUGAAAUGCAACAAAAACGGAGAAUGCAGGAGGGACUCGGGUACCGGGAGCCUGCGCUCAAUCAUCUCCAAGCAGGAGAAGCAGACGGGAGGGUCGGGGAGGGCCGAGGAAGCAGGGAGCGCCAAGCGCGGAGCCUGUAACUCGACCACCGCCAGCAUGGACGGCUCGAUCACACCACGCGGGUCCCUGACCGGGGGGUACGGAGGAGAGAGCGCAAACCCCGGCACUACCCCGGUGUCCAGCGGUGUCCACGAGAAAAAGGACUCCAAGGUGUCCUUCUCCAACGCACCAAGCCGGAAAGCCUCGUCCUCCCUGUACGGCCCGACUCAGAACCAGCAGCCCAGGAACUCUGUCACUUUCCAGAAGCCGGAGGAUGGACCGCCGAUUGUGCCCGCCGAAGAUGGGGAACAGGGCAGCCAAGCCAGCUUCAUGCAGCGGCAGUUUAGUAGUAUGCUGCAGCCUGGAGUUAACAAAUUCUCCUUACGCAUGUAUGGUAGUCAAAAAGCGGUGGAGCGGGAGCAGGAGAGGGUAAAAUCAGCUGGAAAUUGGAUUAUCCACCCGUACAGCGAUUUCAGGUUCUACUGGGAUUUCACAAUGCUGCUGUUUAUGGUGGGCAACCUGAUCAUCAUCCCUGUGGGCAUCACCUUCUUCAAGGAAGAGACCACUACGCCCUGGAUCAUCUUUAAUGUGGUCUCGGACACUUUCUUCCUCAUGGACCUGGUGCUCAACUUUCGCACUGGAAUCAUCAUUGAGGACAACUCAGACAUAAUUUUGGACCCUCAAACCAUUAAGAAGAAGUACCUUAAGACUUGGUUCAUUGUGGACUUUGUAUCCUCUAUCCCAGUGGAUUACAUAUUCCUCAUAGUAGAGAAGGGAAUCGACUCAGAGGUGUACAAGACUGCGCGGGCCCUGAGGAUCGUCCGCUUUACCAAGAUCCUAAGUCUUCUGAGGCUGUUGAGGCUCUCCAGAUUAAUACGCUAUAUUCACCAAUGGGAGGAGAUCUUCCAUAUGACCUAUGACCUGGCUAGUGCUGUGAUGCGGAUCUUUAACCUGAUCGGUAUGAUGCUGCUGCUGUGUCACUGGGACGGCUGUCUACAGUUCCUGGUUCCCAUGCUGCAGGAUUUCCCCUCAGACUGCUGGGUGUCUCUCAACAAGAUGGAGAACGAUACGUGGUCAGAGCUCUACUCCUUUGCUGUGUUCAAGGCAAUGAGCCACAUGCUGUGCAUCGGUUACGGUCGGCAGGCCCCGGAGAGUCUAUCAGAUAUCUGGCUCACCAUGCUAAGUAUGAUUGUAGGAGCUACUUGCUAUGCUGUUUUUAUUGGCCAUGCAACGGCUCUCAUCCAAUCCCUGGACUCCUCCAGACGGCAGUAUCAGGAAAAGUACAAGCAAGUGGAGCAGUACAUGUCCUUCCACAAGCUGCCUGCCGACUUCCGACAGAAAAUCCAUGACUACUACGAGCACAGGUACCAGGGCAAGAUGUUUGACGAGGAGAGCAUUCUGGGAGAACUCAGUGAGCCACUCAGAGAGGAAAUUGUCAACUUCAACUGUCGCAAGCUGGUGGCAUCCAUGCCGCUGUUUGCCAACGCGGAGCCAAACUUUGUAACAGCCAUGUUGACCAAGCUGCGUUUCGAGGUAUUCCAGCCGCACGACUACAUCAUAAGGGAGGGCACGAUAGGAAAGAAAAUGUACUUCAUCCAGCACGGAGUCUGCAGCGUCAUCACCAAGGGCACCCUGGCAAUGAAACUCUCGGAUGGCUCUUAUUUUGGAGAGAUCUGUUUAUUGACGAGGGGUCGGCGGACAGCCAGCGUCAGGGCAGAGACUUACUGUCGACUCUACUCUCUGUCUGUCGACCACUUUAAUGAGGUGCUGGAGGAAUACCCUAUGAUGAGAAGAGCCUUUGAGACUGUUGCCAUUGACCGACUCGACCGCAUAGGUAAAAAGAACUCCAUCCUGAUGCACAAGGUUCAGCAUGAUCUCAACUCUGGUGUCUUCAACAACCGGGAGAAUGAGAUGAUCCAGGAGAUCGUCAAGUAUGACCGUGAGAUGGUGAAGCUGGUGGACCUGCAGCGGCCGCGAGCCAUGUCUAUGACCCCUUCCAUUGGUGGUAUCUUUGCUCCCCCGGGUCAGUCACAGUCAGGCUCUGCUAUCGCCACCCUCCAGCAGGCUGUGGCUAUGAGCUUCUGUCCUCAGAUGGCGAGUCCGUUGGUGGGCCCAGGGACGCUGCAGUCUCCUCGUAUGGUGCGAAGGUUUCAGGUGAUGCAGAACAUGUCCAGCCCAGUCUCCAUGUCCCCGCUUCAGUCUCAACCACCUCAGACGCUCGGAGGGGCGUUUGGAUCUGCAAUCUCCAGCCCUCCGGUCCAAAGCCCGCUCGCAGCUUCAGGACGGACUUUCCAGUACAUGGCGAGUGCAGGACCCUCUGGGUCCCAGUUGUCCCUAGUACAGCACCAUGCACCCAGCCCCACACAGACCCAGCAGAGGCCUGCCUCACACAAAAGCACCCACUCCCUUCAUACAGGCAGCUUGAGUCAUGAUACCCGGGCCCUGUCUGCCUCCCAGCUCUCACUCCCCCAGGAGGGAACAACACAAGCUGCCUCUGCAGCCCCCAGUCCUUCGCCCUCUACCCGCACCUCCAACACCUCCAUCGGCCCCCCUCAGCCCUCUCAUUCAGUCCUGCCCGGGUCCUCAGGGGUAGGGAGAUCGGCAGGAGCUCAACAGAGGGUGGCCUUUGCCUCCACACCGCCUCCUGGUGGACCUGCUGGGAUGGGGGCAGUAGCAGCAGCUGCUGGAUCAGGACCUCCAGACUCUGGAGUUCCCAAGAAAGAUUCAAUUGUCAGCCUUCCAGAGCUAGACUCUGCCAGAUCCCGGCUGUCUUCCAACUUGUGACCCUGGUAGAGUUCAGGAAAGAGGCCUUUUUUGUAGGAGAAUCUGUUUGUUUUAGGUCAGUCCAGCUGAUCUGUCAGCCUGCUAAAUGACCAAUCAGCUACCGCUCCUCGCCACCAGUCAUUUGACCUGGAUGCACUGUGUGGCGGUGUCAGCAGAAGGAAAAGAGCAACUCAAAGUCUUGAGACACUUUGGCUAUGAGGAGUCUAUACAAUUAAACAUGUAUAACUUAAGGUUGAACUGGUCUAGUCUACUGUGCCAGCACCUUUAGUCUUAGUAUCACCCCUUACACUCUGCUUCCAAACACCUACUGUAUAUUGCUGUCUUUACUGUAAAGAUAUGAAGAAACGUAUGAUUAAUGUAACUAUUGCAUACUGUGUAGAAUCCAUGCAAUGCAAUCUAGCAGGAGCUGGACUUAAAAAUGAAAAUCAGGGACUUGAAGUCAAAUGACAAUGACAUUUUAAGCGUUCAAAAAGUGUUUUAUGUGUAAUUUUUUCUGUAUAAGCUGUCGUAGCAAAAGAACACAUUGCUCUUCAUAUUGUUUAAAAUAGUAGUGAAUUUAGUGUUUUAGACCGCUGGUCGAUCUUACAUCGAUGUGUAAAUAGUUGAUGAAAAAAGUACGGACGGAUAUUAUAUUCAUUGUAUCUACCCAAACCAAAGUUGAGCUUGAACACAAAGUGUGGUUGUGUCUGUAUCAACUAAAAAAGAAACAUAGAAGAAAUUGCCAUUUAUUUAACUGCCUUGAUUCAACGUUAGAAGCCAUAUAUUUGGUUUGUGUGUAUGUAUAUAUGUGGGUGUAAGUUUGUGUGCGUGAGUUUGUUGGUGCGUUUCGGUUCUAUUUUGCGGAGAAUGGACUCACAUACUCUCUACACUGCUUUGUCAAGCGUGAUUGGUUUGACAUCCCGACGGCGGCGCUGACGCGUUCCCCUGAAACAUCUGGGCGGUGGUCAGCUGUUCGGUCCGCACUGAUUGUAACCCUGAGGCAGACGUGGUUAAAUAAUCUGAGCUUUAUUGAAAAGGAAACAUUUGUGAACAACCCAUACUGUAUACUAGCUUGUUUUUUGUCUAGGUUUAUUGAUUAACACAUGCAAUAUAAUUCUGCAAUACUCUACCCCGCCUAUAUAUAUAAAUAUAUAUAUGAAUAUAAAUAUCUAAACAUAUUCUGUACAGGAAAGUGAACUUCUCUCUUCUUCCUUUUUUUUCUUUUUCUUUUUAAUGUGAAAUCUUAAAGAAUCCAGCAGCUAUUGUGGCUUCACUUGAGGUAUUGUAAUCCAGUGACCAUGUCUUUACCUUAACCAAAAAUGUUUGAGGGAACGAGAGGAAGGGAAUUUUCAUUUUUGUUAAAACAGACGGGACAAAUUGCUUAAAAUUGGUUCAGAGCCACAGGUCAAAUUCAAAUUCAAAUUGCUUUGAGUUGAGCAAGUCAGAUCCUCAAAAAACGUCACUUUAAAGCCCAUUUGGAGAUGUUCAGACAUAAGAUGAAUGGGGGGGGAUUUGAGGUUGGCAAUAUGGGGCAGGAACUCCUCCCAGUCUUUGUCCCAUAUCAAAGUCUCUCUGCACCCCUACGUCAUCUGAACUGUCUUAACAUUUAGAUCCAACAAUCCCAUAUAGUUCAAAAUUGGCGACUGGGGUUGGGGCUUUAUUUAUUCAAAAAUAUUCUGAUCCUGUUGAACCUAAAGCCUUCUCAUGCUGAAUGUAUGCCAUACGAGAAGGAAGACAGCUAAUCAGAUAUAAACUGCCAUGUAAAUAAAGGGACAGAGAUUCAAAGGAGCUUUUAUGAUGCAACAUGGGGUUAGUGGGAAUUGCUGUAUGUGUUGCUGAGUGUCUGUGUGAUCUUUUUCGGUUCAAUGAUGCUUCUCUGGAUUGCUGUAUUUAACCUGUAUGCUACCCCCCUGUGACAUCCCCAUCCCCACAUCCAACAUGAGAGGAUUCAUUUUAGUUCGUUAGUGAAGUGGGUGUGCACGGGAGCGAGUCGAAACCACUUUGAACUCCUCGGUCUAUAGCGAAAAAACACCGAGGACGUCCAUUUAAGCCCCUUGUGUUGCACUACGACCUUGUAAUCAACAAUGAAAAUCAAUGCUCUGUUCUCUUAAAACAGUUGCAGUACUUCUCCUGGAGCCCAUUACCCGGUUAAACUGUACGGAUGAAAAGUGAAUCCAAUUGUUAUAGAAAAUAGGCAGCUGAUUCGAUGUGUUUAACAAACACCACAUCCAACUUUUUCCAGCUCGGAGCAUCGAUCCCGAGCCAAACUGCAAAAUCGAUGCGAUGGACAUUUCACUCAGGUUUGCUACCUUUCCGGAGAGAUGUAUCGAUCGCCGUGGCGCUUCUUAUUGAUUUAUGUAGACUUGUCUAUCCUCCCAUAAUCAACUUGUGGAUUUAACCACGCUGAAACCUUCCCCUUGAAUUUUGAUUGGCUGAGAGAAACAAGGUGGAUCCGGCAGAGUCGCAACCCUCAGAUUGUUAUUAAUAAAACUCGCUGCCAUUUUGUCUCGAUCACUUUCCCUGAGAGUUGUUAAAAUCUUGAAACAAGGUGUAGGUGAUUGUUUUUUUUUUAUCCAAGGGCUUCAUUCUAUUGCUUGUAAUCCCUGGUUCAUUAUUACUGGAGAGCUGCCACAUUUUAACUUUGUGUUCGAUCAAUAACGUGCACUAAACCUUUUUUCUUCGUCAUACCUUCAUCAGCUUCAUCAGCAAAACAGGAGCUUUGUAUUGCUUUUUUCCUAUGGGAAAGGUACAUGCCAAAAUGCCAAUACGAUUGUGAAUGAAGUCCAUUUGAGUCAAUAGCUGUUGUGUGCUUCAAUACUGUUCCAGUGCAAUCAGUUGGUCCUCUUCCUUAUUCCUUUGUGCUAAUACCAGAGUUUGCCCUAUUAAGCUGCUAUCAGGACUGUGCUGAUAUUAUUUGAAUGAGUCCACAGUCAGUGAGAGCAAGAUGGAAGGAGAGUUAAAGAGCUAAUGUUUCAGGCAAUAUCAGGCACCGUCUCUGUUUCACUGCAUCCAUCCAAUAAGAAACUGUAGUUUGUAAUUCACUCCCAUCGGACGGGAUGGCAUCCCACACACCUUGAUCAGUAACUGCUCUGUUUGAACCCUCGGCUAUGAGGCCGGUACAGCCCCGGCCGAGCACAUGCUUCUGUCACUUAUCUUUUUCCCCGUUGUCUGUGUCACGCGUGUGUUUCGGUCAGCUCGGCCUCCAGCCACCGUCGACAUGUUGUGCGUGUGAUGCGGUGCUGUAUUUGCCUGAUGACGGGGGGUUCAAAGUGCGAUUGUUUAACGGUUUGUCUUCUGGACCUUGCUGUGAAGUGGGAUUGAGAUCCCUCAUAUACAUGUUUGACACUGACUGACAAUUAUUGAGAGCAUCUAAGUUUCAAACCUCUCAUUCUUGCUGUGCCAGAUAUAAAGGGUACUGAAUGCCUUGGUGUUGAUAUGUUAGCAAAUCAGGGUAUAAUUUCUGUUUGUACAAGUGUCUUUGAUUUCUCAGUAUAUUUUGUUGGACUAUUGUUUUUACAAUGUGCCCCAUGCACACGGACUGUAUAUACCUUGUGCCUAGUAUAUCUAGUUUCCACAUAGUCUAUUUUUGUGGUAUGUAUGUGCCUGUAAAAAUGCAAAUAUGUGUUUUUAUUUUCAACUUGCAAUAUAUGUAAAAAAAAAAUUAGAUGCAGAUUAGUAUUGCUGAAUUAAAAUGACAAUGUCAGUAUAUAUAAUUUUCCCUGAUUUGGGAAACACAAAAUUGCACAUUUUUGUUGGUUUGAGCCUUCCAACACCAUGCGCGCUGUACUCUGUACUUUUCAUGUUCUGUACAUAUGGUAUACACAGAGAUGUGGGGCACAUUGUUGUGUUUUUACCACAACCUGCUGUAUCAGAAACAUUUUCUACAGUGAGUGGGUGAGCUCUGACAGGCUUCUGGUGGAUAUCGGCAGUCUAGACGUUAGCUUAGAUGACCUGCUUGCUGCACAGAGCCAAAACUGACAAAAAUGAAAAGAAUGAACUUGAACUGUGGAGAUGCACAAUAACAAUACAGACACCUAGGUUGUGCACAUGCUGGAAAAUCUUUCUCAAACUAAAUUGUUGCACAGUUCUUUAAACGCUGAUGCUGGUUGCACACUGAUCUGGUGUUUGCCAUUCAAAAAAGAAAAAAGAAAAAAGAAAAAGAUCUCUCCAAGGCUGAAUUUGGCUCACGAGCCACAGUCACGAACUCGACUCCCGGUCGAGUUACCUUGACAGAUAAUAACAGAGUGCAUGCUUGUAUUUUUCUUAUCUAAGCAAAGUUCUGUGUGCGAUUCUUAGUGGGACCUUCAAAUCUAGACAUUGUCGUGUACCAACUGUACAAUGAUUUUAUUUAGUCUAACAGUUAAACCUUUGUGUCGUAGCUACUGUAGCCUGUUUAACUUACCUAAGCCUUCUCUUUGCUUCAGGACUCUGUGUAUUGUGUGCUUGAGUUUGUGUGUGCGUGUGUGUUCCUGUGCCUUUCCUUCUAUAAUGUUGGUCCCACUUGAGAAUAUGAUGCCAUUUAGGGGUUUGAAACCCACAAGAAGCUAAGAGAGAUACCAGCACCAGCUGGAAAGUGUUACACAGUCACAAACUCCAUUUGUUCUAAAAAAAAUCCAACAAAACCAAACAAAAAAAACCUCCACUGUAAUACUCCUAGAAAUGACUCUGGCACAUCCCUAGACUUAGUAGCAUUCCACAGCCUGCACACGCAGCUCAGUGUGGGCAUCCAGAUACACUUUACCAGCACCAUGUAGACGACAGCACAGAUAUCUGACACAGCAUGUGUUUUCUCUUUCUCUCUCUCUGAAGGCCAGUCUGCAACCACUUCAGGCUGUGCUCGGCUUCUGCUCUUAACAAAAAGGUUCAAGUAUGUCACAACUCCAGCUCUGUCUAAGUUGAUGUCUACAGUCCAGGGACAAAUCAGCACCGAGCCCGAGCUGAUGCCCUUUCAAUUGGCUUCCCGAGAGAUCAGGUGGAUUCUUGGGACGCUGCUGAUGAUUUGUCUCCGUCCAGUGCUGAGAUGCACGGCUGGCGGCGAGGGCACGGGGCUGAUUUGAACCUGUGUCCACAAGGCUGUCUUGUCCACCACCUCUGCUGGCCGAGAACACAGAGCCACACCCUGGUCUCUCUCAAUAAGCUGGUCCGUCAGUCAGUGGCAAUGUUGUUUAAGCGUUCGUAAAAAGACGAUACAUUGUUGUGCAAUAAAAAGAUGAGCGCAUUGGCAUACUUA
Hippoglossus stenolepis (Pacific halibut) is the source of this 8659-nucleotide messenger RNA. Its product is annotated as potassium/sodium hyperpolarization-activated cyclic nucleotide-gated channel 2. Gene Ontology annotation, cellular component: membrane. The transcript has 8 exons. NCBI's taxonomy places the organism in Eukaryota, Metazoa, Chordata, Actinopteri, Pleuronectiformes, Pleuronectidae. Bases 16 to 3450 code for a protein of 1144 amino acids. Gene Ontology annotation, molecular function: voltage-gated potassium channel activity. Gene Ontology annotation, biological process: potassium ion transport; transmembrane transport. The record is from RefSeq and is a predicted model, not a curated record.